AUGGAAGACGAAGAGGAUGAUUUCUACGACCCUGCUGACACGGUGACACCGAGCCAAGCACCAAAUAACACCCAGGAUGCAGCUUUGAGUCAACCAGUUGAGGAGGAUUUCGAUGAAGAAGAGGAGGAGGAGUCUGACGAGGAUGAUUUCAAUAUUAUUACAGAGGCCCCUGCCGACGCACCUCCACCAGAGAUCUCUCAUCCACGCCAUGCAAGCUUACGACAAGAUCCGCAACGACCUACUUCUGCAGAUUCAUCGGCGGUCUCUAAAUCAGCAACCCCUUCUGCUACACCUCGUCCCGAUGCCCCGACACAGCUCCCUGGAACCGGCUCGGUAGCGCCUGGGAAACCUGCCAUGCCCCAGAACCAAAAGCCAGGCUCCUCUUAUCCAGCUAUCCACACCUCUACCAUUGACAUCAAUGGAAACCCCGUUCACCCGUCGACCGGCAAGACCAUCAUGGCUACAGACAUGGACUCAGAUUUCCCGGCAGAUGACAAGCCCUGGCGGCGGCCAGGCUCGGAUAUCUCUGACUACUUCAACUACGGCUUCGAUGAGUUCACAUGGGUUAGCUAUUGCCUGAAACAACAGGAGGUGCGCAAGGAGGUUGGCGACCAGAAGCGACAGAUGGACGAUAUGCAGUCUUUCUUGGGAAUGGGAAUGCCUCCCAUGCCUGGUGGACCUCCUGGUCCCGGUGCCCCUGGAAGUGGCCCACCUGCUAUGCCUGGCAUGCCCGGUAUGCCUGAUAUGUCACCCGAUAUGAUGCAGCAGAUGCUUCAGGGCAUGAUGGCUCAGGGCAUUGACCCCUCUAAUAUGGACCCGAUGACCUUCAUGCAGAGCGCACAGGCGAUGAUGGGCGGUCAACCUGGCGGUCCUCAGGGCCAACCAGGUUUUGGAGGUCAGGGACAGGGCCAAGGAUUUGGACAACAAAGUCAAGGUCAAAUGGGAUACGGAGGCUACGAUCAACGCGGUAAUUAUGGAGGCCGGGGACGUGGACGGAGGUGUCUAUCCUCCGUAACAUCAAGAACCUCACCCCCCCUCCUGGACCGUGUCCUGGUCCAGCGCAUCAAGCCCGAGACCAAGACUGCCUCCGGUAUCUUCCUCCCUGAGAGCAGUGUCAAGGAGCAGAACGAGGCCAAGGUUCUCGCCGUCGGCCCCGGUGCCUUCGACAAGGAUGGCAAGCGCCUUCCCAUGGGUGUUACCUCCGGCGACAAGGUCCUGAUCCCCAUGUUCGGUGGCAGCCCCAUCAAGGUUGGCGAGGAGGAGUUCACCCUUUUCCGUGACUCUGAGAUCCUUGCCAAGAUCAGCGAGUAA
Messenger RNA from Penicillium malachiteum, 1311 nucleotides. RefSeq names its product cleavage polyadenylation factor subunit FIP1 (gene fip1). The transcript has 6 exons. NCBI's taxonomy places the organism in Eukaryota, Fungi, Ascomycota, Eurotiomycetes, Eurotiales, Aspergillaceae. Bases 1 to 1311 code for a protein of 436 amino acids. The record is from RefSeq and is a predicted model, not a curated record. Gene Ontology annotation, molecular function: RNA binding; protein folding chaperone; ATP binding. Gene Ontology annotation, cellular component: mRNA cleavage and polyadenylation specificity factor complex. Gene Ontology annotation, biological process: protein folding.